Messenger RNA from Raphanus sativus (radish), 579 nucleotides. Its product is annotated as protein CLAVATA 3-like. The transcript is spliced from 2 exons. The record is from RefSeq and is a predicted model, not a curated record. The coding region runs from base 104 to 433 and encodes 109 amino acids. Lineage: Eukaryota; Viridiplantae; Streptophyta; Magnoliopsida; Brassicales; Brassicaceae.
UUCCUCCUCCUUGCAGCCUAUAAAUAAUACCCCCAUUCUCUUAUCUCAUUACCACAUCAAAGAACAAUUUCUAUCGUUUAUUCACUCUAUCUCUCUCUACAAAAUGGAUUCGAGGACUCUGGUGCUAGUGCUGCUCGUUUGCCUCAUCUUCCUGCAUGAUGCUUCUGGUCUCUUUCCCUUUCUCUCUCUUCUAUACAUAUGUCGCUCAUGUUCACAUAUUCUUACAAUUACAAUGUUUUCUACAGAUAUCACUCACGCCAAUGCCAAUUUUCAUGCACUUCCCAUUCGCAAGAUGAUGGUGAUGGAGAAGGAGAAUGAAUGGGGAGGAGCAAAUGGAAAUGAAGAGUUAAGGACUGUUCCUUCAGGACCUGACCCUUUGCAUCAUCAUGUGAACCCCCCAAGACAGCCACGGACCGACUCUCAUCUCCCUUAAAACGUCCUUUCUUUUGUUUCUUUAAUGUAGUUCGUAUUGUAAAUUAACUCUUCUGUUUAAUCAGUUUUAUGUUGGGAGAUUUUCAGUUUAAUCUCUCACUUUCCCUAAGGUUGUGAUGAUGGUUAAUGUAAGAUAAGCACAACUUU